Lethenteron reissneri (Far Eastern brook lamprey) is the source of this 2615-nucleotide messenger RNA. RefSeq lists its product as uncharacterized. Gene Ontology annotation, cellular component: membrane. The record is from RefSeq and is a predicted model, not a curated record. NCBI's taxonomy places the organism in Eukaryota, Metazoa, Chordata, Hyperoartia, Petromyzontiformes, Petromyzontidae.
GACAGCGAGUUUCAUUUCGCCUGCAGCUACGAACGCGGAGUCGCGAGUUGAGUUCCCGCUCAACUCAACCCGGGUGACGAUGAUCUGAGCCGAUCCCGGGCCUGCCCCGAGGUCGACUCAGCCUCAAAUGAGCACCUCCCGCGAAUCCCUGUCCUCCAUUCGUGAAGGAAUCGCCCUGACUUCUCCACUCGGAACAACAAAAGCAACAACAAUAUUCAUACUAUUAUUGUUGUUUGGAACGGUGGUCGCUGACAGUGCGGGGGUUGGGAAUGGCUCGGAGUCCGGAGCUCGGCGCCAAAACAGAACACGACGUGAUUUUAUGGUCGUCACCCCAGAGAAAAUGAACGCCGUAGCAGGCAGCAAGAUUUUCCUGCCCUGCUCCUACACCUGUACAAUCAGUGGCGUUACCCACACGCUGGUGGAGUGGUUCACGGUCAGAGAUGGACUUGAAGAAAGGAUUUAUCAAUUCCCCAAUGGAAAUAGCAGCCGCGGGCCUUUACAUGCCACCUGGAUGGGUGAUGUGUCCAAGUGCGACGCCUCCAUCACCGUCAGUGACAUCAAGACUCACAACUCUGGGCGAUAUCGCUGUGAGGUCACGGUGUUUCCACAAAACAAGCACGACAUUGGGUAUCUACAGCUGAAUGUCACCAGUCUAUCAGAACUCGUGGUUGUGACCCCAGAUAAAAUGGACGCCAUGGCAGGCAGUACAUUUAUCCUGCCCUGCUCCUACACCUGCACAAUCAGCGGCGUUACCACGAAGCUGGUGGAGUGGUACAGGAUCAUCGACGGACGUGAAGACAGGAUUUAUCAAUUCUCCGAGGGAGAGAACAAACACUGGCCUUUACAGGCCACCUGGGUGGGUGAUCUGUCCAAGUGCGACGCCUCCAUCACCGUCAGCAACAUCCAGACCCACGACUCUGGGCGAUAUCGAUGUGAGGUCACGUUUUUUUCCCAAACUGGGCAAUACCACAUUGGGUAUCUACAGCUGACUGUCCACCCACGAACAGACCUGGCCGUUGUCACCCCAGUUGAGUCCAGAGUAGGCAGCACGGUUCUCCUGCCCUGCUCUUACACCUGCACCAUCGGUGACAUUACAAGCACGCUGGUGGAGUGGUUCAGGACCAUAGGCGGACACAGUGAGAAGGUUUAUAAGAUCAAAUACAGUAAGAGAAGCCUCAGGCCAUUGCAGGUGACGUGGGUGGGUGAUGAUUCCACGUGUGACGCCUCCAUCACCAUCAGCGACAUCCAGACCCACGACGCUGGGCGAUAUCGCUGUGAGGUCACGAUUUAUCGAUACGACAAGCCAAGCAUGAAAGACAUCGGGUAUCUGCAGCUGAACGUUCACAAUGAACCAGAACCGACAGACGCAACGCCCACGCCAAGUCCAGCUUCAGCUCCAUCACCUGUAAUUGGCAUCGUCCUUGGAGUCAUUGCUGCUCUUCUGGUUGUUGCUGUUGUAGUUGGUUUUUACUGUUGGAAGAAGAGACAAAGUCGACUAAGAGAAGCAGAAGCCCCGGUUGAAGAAAUGCAGCCAAUGGACCCAGUUGGAUAAGAUGAGAACCGACAGACGCAACGCCCAAGCCAAGUCCAGCUACAGCUCACCUGUAGUUUGGAUCGUUCUUGGAGUCAUUGCUGCUCUGGGUGCUGUUGCUGGAGUUGUGUUUUUUUACUGCUGGAAGAAUAUUUGCAAGUUGAUGUCUCAUACUGUGAUUUAACGCGGAUAGGUGAAUUCUAUUCUGUGAAAAAAAGUGUAUUUUUACAUUCGAGUACAGCAAACUCUUCGCUCUCGCGGGUUUAGCUAUCGCGAUUUUGCCGUUUCGUGCCAAGUCUAUUGAGCUACAGAGUUCGCCGAUCUUAGCGCUGUGGAUGAUCACGAGAUUUCUGUACGCGUCAUAACUAUACUGCUCGCGAUGAUGCUGCUGCUGCCGUGGAGGAACACACGCAGUGCCAUCUUAUCUCCAUCUUGCCUCUGUAUUGUCUCCAUCUUGUCUCCAUCUUGUCUCCCGUCUCUUCUCUCAAGCGGCCCAUUGGGGGUCCCGGGUCACGUGGUGUUUCCAGCCUCGAGUGAGGAGGCAGUGACGUUCAGCCGCCCGCCAUUUUGUCUUAUUUCGCGCGCCAUUUUGUCUUCUAUCGCGCGCCAUUUUGUCUUCUAUCGCGCGUUCGGAACCGUGAACCAAACCCCGUUAUCCCCAUUUACCCACAUGUCUCCGUAGAUGUUUUUCAGCAAAACCCGACAACGUAGAUGCUGAGUUGUUUUUGGGUUAACGGCAAGAAUGUUGACCCCAGAAACAAGCACGGGUCAUUGUGAUGGCUACAAUGACGACUUACCCCUAUUGGUAGGAAAUACAGGCAUACCGCUUAUAGCAAAUGUUUACCAAGAACGCAUCUUGAGCGCUAUAUGAGGUAUGCCUGUGUAGGGGAUGUCCAAGCCAUCCUCACACACACCACAGAGACACACAAUCUCCGCACUCAACAUAGCACACACCAAUAACACGCACGUGAAUACACUAGACGGGGGUCAAGGGAUUAAAGGGCAUGAACGUCACACGCACACGGCGCGCGAGACAGAGAUGUUGGUUAGGAAGCAGGGUGGAGAUGGAGGGUUUAAAAGGAGC